Psylliodes chrysocephalus is the source of this 531-nucleotide messenger RNA. The record is from the annotation of a GenBank genome assembly. Lineage: Eukaryota; Metazoa; Arthropoda; Insecta; Coleoptera; Chrysomelidae.
AUGGAUAUUUUAAUUAAAUGGGAAGAUGGAACAGAAAAUGUUGUUGCAAUUAAAGAAUUGUCUCUUAUUAAUGGAUUAAACCGUUUCGAAAAAAAUAAAAAAGUAAAAAUGGACUAUGGUGAAAAAUUGUACUAUGGAAUAAUAGUUGCUACAGAAAAUAAUGAUGAUAGUGACGCACAGUACAACAGCUCUGAUGAUAAUAGCCAGGAGGAAGUUGGCUUAUCAAAAUCUCCUUUAAGCGAAUGUGGCUCUGAUGAUAAUAUUUCUUCCAUUGUUAAAAAUAACAAGAAUAAAGGCAUUAACAAGUGUAGUGCAUUACGUUGCAAAGCAGUUGUUUGUAAUAAUCAUGAUCUAUGUCGGCGUCACUUAUUUAGUCUAGAAAAUUGGACAAAUAAAGAAUUAGAGAAAAAGUCUGGAAAAAUAAAUAAAAGAAACCCGAAGGCAAAUGAAGCGGCUAACUUAGGAAAUGAAGACAGCAACGAAAAGCUCUGUGAACACCCAAAUUGUUCAUUUGAAAUAUAUAGUGCUUGA